CUCACACACUCACACCUCCCCAGCCCGACCCCGCCAUGGCCGCCUCCACCAUGUCCGUCUGCUCCAGUGCUUGCACCGAGCCCUGGCAGGUGGACGACUGCCCAGAGAGCUGCUGCGAGCCCCCCUGCUGUGAGCCCAGCUGCUGCCAGCCCAGCUGCUGCCAGCCCAGCUGCUGCACCUCAGCCCCCUGCCUGAGCCUCAUCUGCACCCCAUGCUGCCAGUCAGGCUGCACCAGCUCCUGCACGCCCACGUGCUGCCAGCAGUCCAGCUGCCAGCCGGCUUGCUGCUCCUCCUCCUGCCAGCCAUCCUGCUGCGUGCCGGCUUGUUGCACACCUGUCUGCUGCACACCUGUCUGCUGCAAGCCUGUCUGCUGCACACCUGUCUGCUGCAAGCCUGUCUGCUGCACGCCUUCCUGCUCCGGUGCCUCCUCCUCCUGCUGCCAGCAAUCUAGCUGCCAGCCGGCUUGCUGCUCCUCCUGCUCCCCCUGCCAACCAUCCUGCUGCACACCUGUCUGCUGCACACCUGUGUGCUGCAAGCCCAUCUGCUGCACGCCCUCCUGCUCCUCCGUGUCCCUGCUCUGCCGCCCCGUGUGCAGACCCUCCUGCUGUGUGCCCACCUCCUCCUGCUGCACCUCCUUCUGCCAGCCCAGCUGCUGCUGCCCGGCCUCCUCCGUGUCCCUGCUCUGCCGCCCUGCCUGCUCCCGCCCGGCCUGCUGCAAGCUCUCCUUGGGCCAGAAGUCCUGCUGUUGAUUUGCUAACUGACCUUCAGGUCAGCAGGCUCGGGUUCCCCCUAGAAGCUGGCAGCCAUGUCUGCACUGCUGUCACGCUUACACCCUGUCCUGGUGUUGCUUGUCCAGCCUGCUGUGGGCUGAAGGAUCCUGAGAGGUUAAAGGUCUGUGCUUAGUGCCGCUGCCCUUGUAAGGGAUUCUAAUAUCCCGCGGCAGUGCUCACCCUCCUUCACCCACCUCCUUGUGUAUUUGAGCAAACUGAUCAAUAAAGGCCCUUGACUGAA
Molecule: messenger RNA, 1011 nt
Organism: Chinchilla lanigera (long-tailed chinchilla)
Lineage: Eukaryota; Metazoa; Chordata; Mammalia; Rodentia; Chinchillidae
Product: keratin-associated protein 10-9-like
Exons: 1
Coding region: 36-749 (237 amino acids)
Cellular component (GO): keratin filament
Source: RefSeq, a predicted model, not a curated record